This is a messenger RNA of Dermatophagoides pteronyssinus (European house dust mite), 835 nucleotides long. RefSeq lists its product as uncharacterized. Lineage: Eukaryota; Metazoa; Arthropoda; Arachnida; Sarcoptiformes; Pyroglyphidae. The record is from RefSeq and is a predicted model, not a curated record.
AUGAAAUUUUUCAUUUACGUUUGUUGUUUAUCGUUGUUUGUUGUCAGUAGUUUUGCUGCACCUGCUCCAGAAUCAUCAUCGCCGGAAGAGCAACCAAAACCACCGCAGGAGCCACAACCGGUAGAAAUUGCCGUAUCGAAUGAAGAAAGAAUAUCGAGUAGAAAUAGCAGUGGUCAAGAUGCAUCAUCCGCCGCUAUUCGAAUUCCAGUUGAUAAUGCUAAUAAAUUAUUAUAUGAUUUAGAUGCCCAAGUACGACAAUUAUUCGAUGAUACAACAAUGAUACCGAUGAAAGAAGAAAAAAGUGAUGAUAAUGGUGAAAUGAUGAUUGAUGAUGUACAAAGUUAUAGUGCUGCUGCUGCUAAUCGUGAAUUGGAUUUAUUUCCAAGACAAACUGAAUCGAAUGCACAACAAGCAUCAUUAUUAUUGCAGUUGGAAAAUUUAGAAAAACGUUUAUUGGCAACAAUCAAUGAAUUACAAACAAGACGUCGUUAUUUUUCAUCAACAAUGUUACGACAAAUGUAUAAUUCUGUUCAUAGAAUUCGUGUAAAUAUUAGCCGUAUACAGAAUCAAUUUUCCGCACCACAAUCACAAUCACAAUCAAGUGGUGGAAUGGGUGGUACACGUCCAGGACAAUCUGGUAUGAUGCAAAAUCUUCAACAACGUGUUACUGAUUUACAAAAAGCAGUAAAUGAUAUUAUUAAUCGUGUAACAAGUACAUUUCAACCAAAUGCAUCGAAACCAACAACCGGUGGUGGUAGUGGACAUCAUCAUCAAUUAAUGCAGCAGUAAAAUUUUUCGUUAAGAAAAGAAAUUUAUUUAUUUAUUUUACACACAA